GAUCGUAACCGAGGGGAUCAAGUGCAAGUACUUACUAAUCGUCUUUUAUUUAAGAGCCCCGACAUGCGUUGUUAUUCAUACCAGUCCUGCCAGUGGAACCCUCUUGAUGUCGGGCUCUCUUCCAGGACCACCCUCCCAUACUAUCACUCACGUACCAGACCAAGGUGAUACAAAUGGUCAUCAUCUUCCCAAACGCGCCAGCAGCGAAGCCGGGUCUGUCAUCUCAGACGACAAAGUCAAGGAUAACAAAGAACAUGAUUGGGAACACGACCCAGUGAACCCCAGGAAUUGGUCUCCAGCGAAAAAAUGGAUAGCGGUUACACUCGUCUCGCUGUAUACCUUUGUCACCCCAUUAGCUAGUUCUAUCAUGGCACCUGGUUUGCCUGAUGUGGCCACAAAAUUUGGCAUAACCGAUCCAACAGUCAUAGCGUUGACUCUGAGUAUCUUCCUUCUGUCGUUUGCCAUUGGUCCUUUAUUUGCAGGACCCUUGUCGGAAGUGUAUGGUCGUGUAUGGGUGCUCCAUCUAGGGAACCUGUUCUUCCUCGCAUUUAAUCUUGGCUGCGCUUUGUCACCCAACACUGUAUCUUUGCUUGUUUUCCGGUUUCUAGCUGGAUUUGCAGCGAGUCCACCCAUAGCAUGCGGCCCAGGUGUUGUUAGCGACCUCUUCGAGGAACGCGAGCGUGCCUCGGCUAUGGCACUAUUCAGCAUAGGACCUUUGAUAGGUCCCGCUAUCGGGCCUGCCAUAGGAGGUUUCAUCGCAGAGUCAGUCGGUGUGGAGUAUGUUUUCUAUGUCAUCGUCGCGAUCUCCGGUAUCGCCGCAAUCCUUGCGAUCCCUCUCUUGCGAGAAUCCUAUGCACCAGUUAUCAGGCUUCGUCGUGAUGCAAUGGCGUCGGAUCCCGAGAAGGCAGCCACAGGACAUCCUGCCCUCCCACACCAGAUGGGUAAAUGGGCCUACUUAUGGCUCAACCUCAAGCGACCCGUAAUACUUUUCACCCGGAGUCUCAUAUGCUUCAUGCUGAGCUUGUACAUGGCUCUGAUGUACGGUAUCUAUUACUUGAUGUUUGCUACUUUCCCCGACCUCUUUUCGAACGUGUACCACUUCGACGUUGGAAUUGGAGGUCUGACGUACAUUGGAUUGGGCCUUGGAUUCGUGGCUUCCUCCGUAUUCGGCGCCAGACUUUCCGACAAGAUAUACAAUUACCUUGCUGCAAAGAACGGAGGGAAAGGUAAUCCAGAGAUGCGUGUACCUGCUCUGAUAUUCGGCUCGUUGUUUGUCCCAGUGGGACUAUUAUGGUAUGGCUGGUCUGCCCAAGCCAAGAUCCACUUCAUGAUGCCCAUCGUCGGUACCGCUAUCUUUGGAUUCGGAUUAAUGCUAACGUUCCUCCAUAUCCAACUAUACCUCGUGGAUACAUUUACUUAUGCUGCAAGCGCUAUCGCAGCUUCUUCUACAUUCCGUUCGCUUCUUGGUUUCGCAUUCCCACUGUUUGGACAACAAAUGUAUUCCGCUCUCGGCUAUGGCGGAGGAAAUUCGAUGCUUGCAGGUCUUGCUAUCAUGAUUGGUAUACCCUUCCCUAUCUGGAUCUAUUACGCCGGCGACCGUCUCCGCGCAAAGAGUUCCUUGACUCGUUGACUUUUCUCUUUGAUCAAGGCCUCUUAUGAUCAUGACAGUAUGGUAACACCUUCCAGAACGAACUACGACCAUCAUGACUGCCUUAACUCACUACGUCGAUAAACAAAUGUGGACAAUCCAAUUGUCGAUGGGUCCUUUUCAUACGAAAUCGAAAUUUUGGUCAUUACAAACGCAACAACUUCUUGAUGAAGAGCUAUUGUAUCUUUUCUACGUACAUGGAACCACCUACCAAUUGAAUUACAAAGGUGUCAUUAAAAGGUUUGAGAAAAUAUGUGUAUGUGCAACAACACAAGC
Suillus paluster is the source of this 1924-nucleotide messenger RNA. Its product is annotated as multidrug resistance protein 4. Gene Ontology annotation, molecular function: transmembrane transporter activity. The transcript has 12 exons. Gene Ontology annotation, biological process: transmembrane transport. NCBI's taxonomy places the organism in Eukaryota, Fungi, Basidiomycota, Agaricomycetes, Boletales, Suillaceae. The record is from RefSeq and is a predicted model, not a curated record. Bases 107 to 1630 code for a protein of 507 amino acids.